AAGCCUGGCUCCGGUUCAGUUGUAAUGACUUGUCAUAUUUACCUUUCACAGUCUUUGGCUGAAGUUAAUCAGGAAAGUGAGAGAGGGCGUCAUGUCACCCAUGACCCUUCAGAGACAGCGCAGCAUCACUCCUUGCAUCACCGACAGAGACCCCCUACCCGACUCCUCCAGUGAUAAAGACCCUGUGUCGCCCAGGGUUUGUGAGGGCACCCCUCCUUUGCCUCGAGUCACUGAACGGGGAGGCUCCUUCAGGGACGUAGGCAAAAAUCAAGUCGGUGGACCACGGCGGCCUCUGCGCAGCGUUUCCAUGGCCCCCCCUCAUCGUGUGUCAGAUUGUCUUCGCCAUGGCAACAGCAGUGAUGCUCGGGCUGUGAGGGCAGUGUGCCUGCUGAUGGGAGGGGCAGCGGCCUCUUCUGCUAUGGGUUACCUCAACUCCUGCUCUCCUUCCUCUCCACUUGCCAGCAGAGCCCCGGAGCUGGCCCAUGGCGCUGGAGGCUUAUCCGAGCUCACCGCAGGAAGCUCCUUUCACGCCUGCAGCCAAGACGUCGACUCCCCGCACUUCAACAGCUUUGACUUUGAAGGAGACUCCGACUUUGAUGCAUUUGACUGUGGAGGAUUUGCUUUUUAAUCAUGGCCAGAAAAAGAGAUAAACUGUUUGAAAAGACCUUUCAAAAUCCCUGUGUUGGUAUCCUUUUAUAAUAUAAGGGCAUUGUUAUCAAGUAACCACUCACUGGGUUAUCUACAUGUCUGAUUUAUAAAUUAAUGAAGGUGUCCCUCCUGGAUUU
This is a messenger RNA of Scomber japonicus (chub mackerel), 785 nucleotides long. RefSeq lists its product as uncharacterized. Lineage: Eukaryota; Metazoa; Chordata; Actinopteri; Scombriformes; Scombridae. The coding region runs from base 92 to 628 and encodes 178 amino acids. The transcript is spliced from 3 exons. The record is from RefSeq and is a predicted model, not a curated record.